GCGAUUUUCGAACGUCGCGAAGCCCAAAAGUGUGGGGGCCCAAAAAAGUGAACUUGUUUUUAACCAUACGCGCGACAAGUAUAUACAUACUACUUCAAAUUUUGUUUGUGCUGCGUCAAGAUGCUUUGGUUUCGCUCAAUAGUGUUGGUUCGUCAAGGCGUGGCAGCACGUGCCUACGCAAAUCUAGCUGGAGGAACACCGACAAUUCCAGCUUCAACGGAGACAGACGAACGGGUGAAAUCACAGACAAAAACGUUCGGCGAAGCAAUCCAUAGACUUAGCGAAGUGUCAGCUGUGCCUGUGAAGCCUCCAGUUUCGUUUGCUAGUCUACUUCGAAAUUCGCAGCUUAUAAAGUUGGGAGACCCUGUUGGAAAAGUCGUUGUCGGCAAGAUAUUUCAUUGCGUAGCGAAUGACCUAUAUAUAGAUUUUGGAGGAAAAUUUCAUGCCGUUUGUAAGCGGCCAGCCAUAGAUCAGCAACGCUACAUGCAGGGUUCAUAUGUGCUAGUUCGACUUCAAGACCUUGAGCUGUCGUCGCAGUUUUUAGGUGCCGAUCGAGAUCUCACUCUUCUUGAAGCGGACGCCACCCUUUUAGGCUACGCUGAUGCGCCAUGCGCUCAUGACGUAGCGUGUAAAUCAUUUCCGGAAAAAUUUGGACUUGUUGGUUAAUUAAUCAAUGGUUUUAGCAGCAAUAAAUAAUAAUUAGAAAAGUAGAUAAAAAAAAUGGUGCACUUAUAACGGUUGUUUACUGUAGACAUUUUACACUAUUAUAAUGUCGAUACCAAAAAGUGAUAACAAAUAAAAAAAUGGCUUGUUUGCUUGAAAGUGAAUUGAGCUGACGUAGUGCA
Varroa destructor (honeybee mite) is the source of this 845-nucleotide messenger RNA. It is a transcript of the gene mRpS28, whose product is annotated as mitochondrial ribosomal protein S28. Gene Ontology annotation, cellular component: mitochondrial small ribosomal subunit. The record is from RefSeq and is a predicted model, not a curated record. Lineage: Eukaryota; Metazoa; Arthropoda; Arachnida; Mesostigmata; Varroidae.